This is a messenger RNA of Elaeis guineensis (African oil palm), 2005 nucleotides long. Lineage: Eukaryota; Viridiplantae; Streptophyta; Magnoliopsida; Arecales; Arecaceae. The record is from RefSeq and is a predicted model, not a curated record.
AAUACCAAUUAAGGGUUUUUACCAUAGGAGGAGAAGUUUGAACUAAUUACGUCAUUCCAAUAACGCAAUUAGUUCAAUGUGGCAGUUGGCUGAUCGUACUCGGGAGUCGAGGCCCCAUCGACGGAUGCCACGUAAGACCGGUGAACCAACCGGUGAAUGGACACGGUAGCCGCCGCCGCCUUCACCACAUCGAUCCCAUUGGAACGGCCUCUGGGACGCGCAAAAGGAGGCCUCGAUGUUUCGUAGGCUCAACGCCCACCAACUGUUCGACGGUUUGCCGAGAAAAUAUUGCUCGGACCUCCAUCAACCCACAUUAGGUUGGUGCCUCAUAUGGCAACAAAAAGUGUUUGGAGGGACUUGCUCGUAAAAUAUUAUCUAGACCUGGUAUUAAAGCCAUGACACGGUGAUCAGUAGUAACGUAAUGGCACGCCACGUUAAUUGCCUUGUAAUGAUCCAUGAAAACGAUGGGCUUUAGCUUCUCAGGGCUACCUCUGUUUCUCUGUCUUCCCUUCAUCUUUCUUCUGAAAGCCAUGAGACAGUCCCAUUUUUGCCAAAUGGACCCUCUGAAAAUUUUGCUUGUAGUGGUCUGUUUGGCUUUUUUAAGUGUUUCAACUGCUUGUUCCAAUGGAAAUUGCAGGCUUCUUGAUGAGUGCUCGUCGGAUGGUGAUUGCGAAUCUGGGUUGUAUUGCUUCUCCUGUCCACUUGGGUUCUUGGGUUCGAGAUGUGUUCGGUCGACGAUCUCCGACCAAUUUAAGCUAGUGAACAAUUCGUUGCCUUUCAAUAAGUAUGCUUAUCUCACUACACACAACUCUUAUGCAAUCGAAGGGGAACCAUCUCACACUGGAGUUCCACGUGUUACAUUUGAUAACCAAGAGGACUCUGUGACUCAACAGUUAAAUAAUGGUGUUCGAGCCUUAAUGUUGGACACAUAUGACUUUGAUGAUGAUGUAUGGUUGUGCCAUUCAAAUGGAGGAAAGUGCAACGAUUUUACCGCAUUUGAACCAGCAAUAGAUACGAUGAAGGAGAUUGAAGCCUUUUUGUCAGCAAAUCCAUCUGAGAUUGUCACUCUAAUCUUAGAAGAUUAUGUUAAAGCUCCAAAUGGAUUAACAAAAGUCUUCAAUGAUUCGGGUUUGUUGAAGUAUUGGUUUCCAGUUUCAAGAAUGCCCCAGAUUGGCCAGGACUGGCCUUUGGUUAGCAACAUGGUAGCAAGCAACCAACGUCUCAUUGUCUUCACUUCUGUCGAAUCCAAACAAGAAUCAGAAGGGAUAGCCUACCAGUGGAACUUCAUGGUUGAAAACCAAUACGGUGAUGGUGGAAUGAAAGCUGGGAACUGCUUUAAUCGUGCAGAAUCUGCUCCGCUUAAUGACAUGAGCAAGUCACUCGUUCUGGUUAACUAUUUUCCGUCUAUACCAGUGAAGUUAACAGCAUGUGUACAGAAUUCAGCAGACCUCAUAGGCAUGCUCAAUACAUGCUAUAAUGCAGCUGCCAACAGAUGGGCCAACUUUGUGGCUGUUGAUUACUACAAGAGAAGCGAAGGAGGAGGAGCAUUUCAAGCAACAGACAUGCUUAAUGGGAGGUUGCUGUGUGGAUGUGACGAUGUCCAUGCUUGUGCGCAGCCUGGAUCGACCUCCGGAGCGUGCACUCCUCCAUGAUGGCAAUGGUGGUAACUACUCCUUAACAUGAAAGGAGGGAGCAUGGCUUGCAACAACAACCCCUUCAUAACAAAUUGUUGUAGCAUAAAAUGAUACACAUGCAAAACAUUUUUUGUUUCUCUUCCAUCACUCUUCUCAUUAUUUCACAAAAAUGACCAGUUGGGAUUGUGAGUGUCAUCUAUCAAUCAUGAAGUGUAUAUGAUGGUUGGGUCUAUGCUCACAGCUCAACUGAAAGGAUGGCAGACUUGCUUGCAAGAAUACACAAGGUUUUUAAAGUAAGAACCAUCCAUGCAUUUUAAUGUUGUGACAAUAUAUCAUCUUCUUCUUUUAGAUGUGGAUGAUCAUAUGUGGUA